UUGGAGAUGCUGCUCGGCACGGAAGAUAACUUGAGCCCCCAAACUGGCCCGCGUCCCACCCAUCCCAACUGGUCCAGCCCUAGCCGCGCAACUCCGCCGCCGACGUCAUCCAGAAUUUCGCGGCUUGCUCCACCGCCGUGGCCAGCCGCUUCGCUUCUUCCUGCCGAGCAUCCCGUGGCCGCGCGGCUUGCUUGCUCCUCCGUUGAUCGCAGGCAGCGUGUUGACUGUUGAAGGUCCCCGAAGGAUGAGGAAGCUCGCGUUCCACGAGCAGAAGCUGCUGAGGAGGACCAACUUCUUGAUCUACCCUGAGGAUAAGGGACACCGCGAGGGCCGCGUCACGCGGCGCUACCACAUCGUCGAGAGGGACGACUACAAGAAGUACAAUGGGAUAUGCCUAAUGGUGCAGAAGCAAGUGAACAUCAUCAGGCAGAUGGACCCGAGGGACCCAUUCAGGAUCGAGAUGACAGACAUGCUGCUCGAUAAGCUGUACAAUAUGGGUGUAAUUUCAACAAAAAAGAGCUUGGUAAGGUGUGAGAAACUUUCAGUGAGCUCCUUCUGCAGACGAAGACUUGCGACGGUUAUGAUGACGAUAAAGAUGGCAGAACACCUCAAAGAGGCCGUGACGUACAUCGAGCAGGGUCAUGUGCGUGUUGGCCCAGAGGUUGUCACCGAUCCAGCCUUUCUUGUAACCAGGAACAUGGAGGACUUCAUCACCUGGGUGGAUUCCUCAAAGAUCAAGAAGAAAGUCAUGGAAUACAAUGAUGCAUUGGAUGACUAUGACGCGAUGGCUUGAGGGCAGGAAUUUCUGUGGCCACAAAUCUAGGUUGAUGUUUGAUAUUUUUUUAGGCCCCGAUCUCAGGCUGUUGUUGCAGAGCUGCUAGCAUGUGCAUGUGAGCAUGUCUGCAUGUGCCUUGGCUGUCUUGGGCUAAUGGGCUGCAGAUGCGGAUACAUUUGUAGUUACUUAUCCUUAUAAUAUUUUGUAGUAGGUUAAUGACAUUGAAGAUGUGAUCUUAAGACCAGGAGUGUCAUGGACAAUAAUUUGCUGACAUGGCAGGUUCAUUAUGAAGAAAGAGGAGGUAGAGUUUUGUGGUU
Molecule: messenger RNA, 1092 nt
Organism: Panicum virgatum (switchgrass)
Lineage: Eukaryota; Viridiplantae; Streptophyta; Magnoliopsida; Poales; Poaceae
Product: U3 small nucleolar ribonucleoprotein protein IMP3-like
Exons: 4
Coding region: 245-793 (182 amino acids)
Biological process (GO): rRNA processing
Cellular component (GO): small-subunit processome; Mpp10 complex; small ribosomal subunit
Molecular function (GO): rRNA binding; snoRNA binding; structural constituent of ribosome
Source: RefSeq, a predicted model, not a curated record